AUGAAUGGCGCCUGUGCCAAAAACGUGGAAUUGUUCCAAGUCAUGGGCUUCAAGUGCAUCCUUCGACCACGAGUCUGUAGCCGUGGGUUCCAGAAAACGUGCUCUCAUCCUCCAUGCAGCGCUUCUAGCCGCGCGAACGUGGACGGCGUGUACAGUGUGAAUGCCGAACUGUCGCCUUAUGCUUACAUCUACCCAACGUCUGCGGAUGAGGAUCCUAUGGGGUCGCUGUUUUUGGGCCGGAAGAUUUCAAGUGAAAAUCCCCCCGGAAUCAACUCCCGCAUAGGUACGAUUGAUCAGGCACCAUUAGCCUGGGAUUUACCCAUAUUUUCACGCUUUCCCUGUGGAGAAGAGAGAGGACAUUUGGGCGUUUUUAUUACGCAUCAUAAUAAUCCCCUCCGCAAAUCACAUCGAUGA
This is a messenger RNA of Blastomyces dermatitidis ER-3, 414 nucleotides long. RefSeq lists its product as uncharacterized. The record is from RefSeq and is a predicted model, not a curated record. The transcript has a single exon. Bases 1 to 414 code for a protein of 137 amino acids. Lineage: Eukaryota; Fungi; Ascomycota; Eurotiomycetes; Onygenales; Ajellomycetaceae.